Molecule: messenger RNA, 801 nt
Organism: Brettanomyces bruxellensis
Lineage: Eukaryota; Fungi; Ascomycota; Pichiomycetes; Pichiales; Pichiaceae
Exons: 1
Coding region: 1-801 (266 amino acids)
Biological process (GO): cytosolic ribosome assembly
Cellular component (GO): mitochondrial matrix
Source: RefSeq, a predicted model, not a curated record
AUGUCAUCUAAACUACUUAUUCGCGCAUUCAGAGCGGCAACAAAGCCCUCACUUGUGAAGGUCAUCGGCUUUUCGCCAUUGAGUUCCAGAGUUUAUCCUGUAAAUUUACUAUCCAGAAGACAAUUUUCGUAUACAGCACCUGCAAAUAAUUCCUCUAGAACAAUUUCCGAAAUUUUGGGCAGUGAAAUCAACACGGAACAGGAUGACAGAUUUGCGUUGGAUGAGCAAUUUCAAGACUACAUGACUGAACAAGGGUAUAAAGCAAUUGAUAAACCAGGAAAUGUGAUUACCGACUUGGUUAAGAAAAAUGGAUCGGAAACGAUACAUGUUUUUGUUGAUACUGCUGCUAUAAUUGACACAUCUUCUACAUUCAAAAGCUUGCAAGAACAAAUGCAAACAGAUCCAGAAGAAUUCACUGAUUUGGAUGAUGACAAUAUAAAAGAAUUGUCUGUGACUGAAAUUAAAACCGUGAUAGAGAAGAAUGGAAGGGCCAGCGUUUAUGACAUUCAUCUUUCUCUCCUUGACUUCGAAAUUUCUAUUGCCUCGGUUACAUUUUUUGACCACGCAGAGGAUGCAAUCAAGGAGUGUAACUGUGUGGAGGAGAUCUCAUCUUCAGCAUAUAGCGGACCAGAAUUUACAAACUUAGAUGAAGAGCUACAGGACGCAAUCCUUAAGUAUUUAAAAGAUAAAGGACUUGGCGAUGAACUUUGGGAAUUGAUAAUUGCGUAUUCUGGCGUUAAGGAAAACAAUGAUUACAUCAAUUGGCUCCAAAACUUCAAGCAAUUUGUGGAUGCUAAGUAA